This is a messenger RNA of Trichosporon asahii var. asahii CBS 2479, 1128 nucleotides long. Its product is annotated as diacylglycerol O-acyltransferase. Bases 1 to 1128 code for a protein of 375 amino acids. Gene Ontology annotation, biological process: triglyceride biosynthetic process. NCBI's taxonomy places the organism in Eukaryota, Fungi, Basidiomycota, Tremellomycetes, Trichosporonales, Trichosporonaceae. Gene Ontology annotation, cellular component: endoplasmic reticulum membrane. The record is from RefSeq and is a predicted model, not a curated record. Gene Ontology annotation, molecular function: diacylglycerol O-acyltransferase activity. The transcript is spliced from 6 exons.
AUGGCGUCCGAGACGUCCUCCCCGUCCUCGCCGGCGGGCCACUUCAGCCCCCUCCCCGACAACGACUCUGGACUCAGGCUACGCUUCACCCAGGGCCUCCCCAGUCCCGCGCCGCACUCUCCCGAGAUUGAGCACAGCCAGCUCUCCCUCAAGACCAAGACGAAGCCACGCAACCGGAAACACUCCAAGACGCAGAGCCUCAGCAGCACCAAGAGCGCCAAGAGCCCGCUCCUCGACGCCCUCAAGCUCCCCGACAUCAACAUCCCCCGUCCCGUCCAGAUCCAGUUUGCCCCCCUCCACAUUCCUCCACACCGCCGAUUACAGACGGCCGCCGUCGCGACAUGGGCGCUCCUCAUGCCGCUCUCCCUCAUCAUCUACUUCUUCGCUCUCUCCCUCCCCUUCCUCUGGCCGAUCGUCAUCCCGUACACGAUCUGGGUCCUCUUCAUCGACAAGGCGCAGUACCGCGGCGGUAGGCCGGAGGAAUGGGCCCGCCGCUUCUUUCUGUGGAAGUACUUUGCUCACUCCAACUUCAAGAUCCCGGUGUACCGUGACCUGCUCAUGCUCCAUGGUAUUUCGUCCGUCUCGAAGCGCGCGUGCAAGAACAUUCUGAAGCUCGGCCCCGGAAACGCCAUCACGAUUGUCGUCGGAGGCGCCGCCGAGUCUCUGUCGGCGCACCCCGGCACGUUUGACCUGACGCUGAAGAAGCGCCUCGGCUUCAUCAAGGUCGCGAUGCGGGAAGGCGCCGACCUCGUGCCGGUCUUCUCCUUCGGCGAGAACGACAUCUACGACCAGCUCGCCAACGAGAAGGGCUCCAAGGUGUACAAGCUGCAGAAGAAGUUCCAGGCGCUGUUCGGCUUCACGCUGCCGCUCUUCCACGGCCGCGGCAUCUUCAACUACAACUAUGGCCUGAUGCCGUUCCGGCAUCCGAUCGUGAGCGUGAUCGGGCGCCCGAUCAAGGUCGAGCAGUGCACGAACCCGACGACGGAGCAGAUCCACGAGGUCCAGAAGCAGUACAUUGACGAGCUCGUGCGCAUCUGGGACAAGUACAAGGACCUGUACGCGAAGAACAGGACAAAGGAGUUGACCCUCGUCGAAUUCCUCCCUGUCCCGCCUGUCGGUAUCUCCUAG